AUGGCAUUUUUAAUGAAUUGUAAAUUUCCUACUUUAUUCUUGUUAAUCACUGCCUGCCUAAUUCUGAUAACCAAUUCAGCAUCACUAGUUAAUCUGUAUUCACGAUAUCAUUCUAUUUCGGAACGUGGAGAUGGAAGUUCUUGUCGCACUCAUUUUGAUAAUUAUAAUCUAAAUAAACGUCAUGAUAACAAAUUUGAGAGGCGUUAUGAAUUGGAAGAACGCAAUGAAAUUGAAGGUGAUGGGUUUCCUGAAUUGGGUGAAAGAACUUGA
Messenger RNA from Racocetra persica, 270 nucleotides. The record is from the annotation of a GenBank genome assembly. Lineage: Eukaryota; Fungi; Glomeromycota; Glomeromycetes; Diversisporales; Gigasporaceae.